CUCAGCUUAGAUCGCGUUGCUUUAUUUUCCUUAUCUUUUCCGCAUGCGGGUGUUAUCUCCUGGAGUUUCCGCCCUGAACUCACCUCUUCCGCAACAUGUACACCCUGCCGGUCUUGAUUGCGGCCUUAUUUCUACAUGUCAAGUUCCCCUUACUUCCGGGUCUGAGAGACACCCUCUAUGGCAUCAUCGUCCUCAGCGCCUGCUGCGCCAUUUUCUACCCGCCCGAUACCAGGGACUUUAUAAGAUAUACCAAUGCAUUUCUCUCUACCUCCUUUGUCAUCCGCGCUGUGGAACUCCUCCUGGUCCAUGAUCUGAGUCACUUGAAGCGCCUGCAAAGGGUGUCUUACCUAUCCUCUUCACCCGUAUAUACAUGGGAACCCAUAUCUCCCACGCUAGGGUGGAAGCGUUUUGUUCAGAUCUGCGAUCUAAUCAUCAACCCGCGCGCUGUGGGUUGGAGCUACGGCUCUCCCAAGUACCAGCCUCCCGUCCGGAAGCUCGAAGCUGCCCCGGACGGCGCAAAUGGGUGCGUUCCUAAACGCGAGGACAUCGUCCUGGUAGCAGAUGACGACCGCUUCUCGUUCUUGAGAGGCAAGAUCGUUCGGGCUCUUGUAGCCUACUUUAUCAUCGACUCGUAUCAGUCAGCCAUUGGACGGAACUACUCCAGCGUCAGCAACUUCGUAGAGACAUUUCUGACCAAUGUGCUGGACAUUCAAGCAUCCCCGGCUACGACUGAGGGCGUAAUUCGGUUGUUCAUCCUCCCACCAGUACACUGGAUGGCCUCCUACGCCUUCGUAGACGGAAUCCACGCCGCCACCGGCGUAAUCUCCGUCGGUGUGCUUCGGAUCAUCUCUCCACAGCUCGCAGCGGAACCAUGGAUGUAUCCCCCUGUCUUCGGGGCGAUCCGAUACAUGUUCACCUUUAGCUUACGAGACAUCUGGGGCAAAAUGUGGCACGACCUCUGCCGUCGCCCAUUCCUGGCCCUCUCCCUCUCCCUCAUCCCGGACUCAUGGCCCCUAGGCCUCAAACGCUUCCUCGUCGUUUGCCUGUCCUUCAUGGUAUCAGGCGUCGUUCACGCAGCAGGCACCUACGCCGUCUCGAAGGACUGGUUCGCCGCGUCCAUGAUGAUGUUCUUCUUCUGCGUUCUGCCAGCAUGUGUGGUCGUGCAGCAGAUAAUUUCCGAUCAGAUUCUGCCGCGUGUCCUUCCCGCGAAGAGUAACAUCUCUCGAGUCGUUAUUUGGCUCGUGGAUGCGGCGUUCGUGGCCGCAUGGGGCUAUUAUACUAGUCCGUGGUUCUUGAAUUAUAGUAGACUGCCGGAGGCGAUUGAAUCCAUUCCGAUGCCGGUUAGUUUCUGGGGGGUGGUGCUUUGGGUUUAG
This is a messenger RNA of Aspergillus costaricaensis CBS 115574, 1373 nucleotides long. RefSeq names its product wax synthase family protein. The transcript has 2 exons. The coding region runs from base 96 to 1373 and encodes 425 amino acids. The record is from RefSeq and is a predicted model, not a curated record. Gene Ontology annotation, biological process: lipid metabolic process. NCBI's taxonomy places the organism in Eukaryota, Fungi, Ascomycota, Eurotiomycetes, Eurotiales, Aspergillaceae.